UAUAAAUGAUGUAGAGGACAAAGAAGCAUUUCUGCAGUCUUCCUAGUACAGCAAAGCUGGCAGAAGACACAAGCUCGCAGAACGCAGCAUGGAUCCUUCUCCCCUCAAUGCUUGCUUCCUCCUCUCAUGCCUUCUCACUCUUGCAAUAGACAGUCACUCUGCAGAAGCUGUUUCCCCUGCAGACACCACUGCUCGGCUACUUGCCGAGGCCGACGGCGAUCGUCUGGCUCUCCUGUGCUUCAAGUCCCAGCUCUCUGACCCAACUAGAGCUUUGGCAGCAUGGAACAACAACACAUCCUUGGACAUCUGCAGCUGGCGUGGUGUCACCUGCAAUAACACGAGGCAGCCAUCUCGUGUCACUGAGCUGGACCUGGAGAGCUCACAGCUCGCAGGUAUCAUUUCUCCCUGCGUUACAAAUCUGACCUUUCUUGAAAAGAUACAUCUUCCGAACAACCGACUGUCCGGAAAAAUUCCACCGGAGCUGGGUGAUUUACAGAUGCUCCGUUACCUCAACUUCAGCUCCAAUUCUCUCAGUGGUAACAUACCUAGUUCAUUAGGUACUAUUCCAUCCAUUGCAUAUGUUGAUCUAGCCAGCAAUGACCUCACAGGUCAACUUCCAGAAUCCUUAGCUGGUAGUUCAUCGCUGCAAGUGCUUAAACUUGGGAAAAACAACCUUGGUGGGGAAAUUCCGCCAGUUCUUUUCAAUUCCUCAUCACUAGUCCGCAUAGAUCUUCAACAAAACAAUUUUACUGGAUCCAUACCACCAGUUCCAAAGAUUAUGUUGAUGCUUCAGUAUCUCAAUUUCAUGUCAAAUAAUUUCUCAGGGAGUAUACCACCUUCUCUAGGAAACAUUUCUUCCCUCCUGUACCUAUACCUUGAAGAGAACAAUUUGAUUGGAGGCAUCCCAGAGAGCUUAGGCCAUAUCCCAGGCCUACGAGCAUUAACCCUGACGGCGAACAGGCUGUCGGGGCAAGUGCCACUCUCCCUUUACAAUACUUCAACCCUGGUUUAUCUUGAUCUUCGCCAUAACUUACUCAUCGGGAGGUUGCCAAAUAACAUUGGAAACUUGCUUCCAAAUAUUCAGACAUUGAUCUUGGAAGAUAACAAAUUUGAUGGGACAAUUCCAGGUUCACUUGCUAAUGUCACAAGCCUAGAAAUUAUAGAUCUUGCCAACAACUCGUUCUCCGGAGCAAUACCAUCCUUAGGGUCCUUACAGAAUCUUACAUACUUAGAUUUCAGCAUUAACCACCUUCAAGAUCAAAAUUGGUCCUUCCUAUCCUCUUUGAGUAAUUGCACCCGAUUGACAACAUUAGGCCUCAUGUCAAAUUACAUCGAAGGGAACUUGCCAAGCUCAAUAGGUAGCCUGCCUUCCAAACUUGACACUUUGUGGCUAAGCUUGAACAGGAUAUCUGGAAACAUCCCUCCAGAGAUAGGGAACUUAAAAAGCCUUACAGUUCUUAUGUUGCAUGACAACCAGUUUGUUGGAAGCAUACCAUCGGUUAUUGGAACUCUGCGUAACUUGUCAGUCUUAAGUUUAUCAGGGAACAGACUCUCUGGGCCUAUUCCAGAUUCUAUUGGAAAUCUUGAACAGUUGACCGAAUUUUAUCUGCGAGAGAAUGAGCUGAAUGGAAGCAUACCUAAAAGUUUAGGUAAAUGCAAGAACUUGCAAUUGCUAAAUUUUUCCCACAACUCUCUGGAUGGAAGAAUACCAGCUGAGCUAUUAAAAAUUACUUCACUUUCCGAAGGUUUGGACUUGUCACACAACAAAUUCAGUGGGGUCAUACCACAAGAAGUUGGAGGGCUAAUCAAUCUUGGUGUUCUUAAUAUCUCCAAUAACCACCUCUCUGGCCAAAUCCCUUCCACCCUUGGCCAAUGUGUUGUGUUGGAGUCCCUCCGUAUGGAGGGCAAUCUUCUUGAAGGAAGCAUUCCGCAAUCUUUCAUGAGCUUGAGAGGCAUCAGAGAGAUGGAUCUUUCUCGAAACAACCUUUCUGGAGAAAUUCCACAGAUACUCACAUCACUCGAUUCUUUACAGUAUUUAAACUUAUCCUUCAAUGAUUUUAGCGGAGCAGUACCAUCUACCGGUGUCUUUGCAAAUGACAAUGAAGUGUCUGUCCAAGGAAACAAGAGACUAUGUGCUGGGGCACCUAUGCUAGGUCUGCCUCUUUGCUCUGAUAACUCCAAAAGAACUUCCAAGUCCUUAAUACUGAAGAUACUGAUUCCACUAUGUGUUGUCGCUGCAAUAUUGCUGUCAUGCUUCUUCGCUGUCCUUUUGAAGAGAAGAAGACCACAACCAUCUCAUCAGGGUUUCAGAGAACAGGCAAAGGUGUCAUAUGAAGACAUUGUUAAAGCCACAAAUCGGUUCUCCUCUACCAACUUGGUUGGCUCAGGAUCAUUUGGAACAGUGUAUAAGGGCACAAUGGCAUUCGAUACGAAUCCAAUUGCAAUCAAGGUGUUCAACCUAAAUUUCCAUGGAGCAUCAAGAAGUUUUGCUGCGGAGUGCGAAGCUCUGAGAAGCAUUCGUCACCGAAAUCUUGUCAAAAUAAUUACUUCAUGCUCUACUAUAGAUCCUACCAGGGCAGAGUUCAAAGCCCUCAUAUUUGAAUAUAUGCCCAAUGGGAGCCUAGACAUGUGGCUACAUCCAAAGGCACAUGGAUACAACCAUAUCCAUGUGUUGACUUUGGCUCAAAGGAUAAGCAUUGUUCAGGAUGUAGCAUUUGCUCUUGAUUACCUUCAUAAUCAAUGUGUGAAUCCAUUGGUUCACUGUGACCUGAAGCCACAAAAUGUUCUACUUGACUGUGACAUGACUGCUUGUGUCAGUGACUUUGGACUUGCAAGAUUUUUGUGCAUAAAUUCCGCUUCUGUGACUAAUGGCUCUACCAGCUUAUCCGGGCUUAAAGGAUCCAUUGGAUAUAUCGCACCAGAGUAUGGCAUGGGUAGCAAGAUUUCUACUGAGGGAGAUGUCUACAGCUUUGGAGUGCUUCUGUUAGAAAUUCUUACAGGGAAGCAACCUACUGAUGAGUCAUUCAAGAAUGGCACGAACCUUCACAGCUAUGUGAACUCGUCAUUUCCAGAUAAGGCUGGGGAGACCUUAGAUCCCAACAUAAUGCAUGAGAUAGCUGAAGAUAAAAAUCAAGCAGUUCUUAUCAUGCAUAGCUGCAUAAUUCCUCUGAUGAAGCUAGGCCUUUGGUGCUCCAUGGAAUUUCCAAAAGACCGACCAGGGAUGGAGCAAGUCACAACUGAAAUCCAUGCAAUCAGUAGUUCCUUUUCAAACCUGAAUGUUCAGGGAUGAAAAGUGAGCUUUGGGUUUUAGUGAUAAUCACUUGAUUUACUAGAAUUAAGUACUACCCUGCUUCUUCUGUGCAUGAUGGAUGUAAUUUUGAAUUGACAAGGAACAACCUAAAGAUUACAAAACGAAACUGUCAUUCUAAUUGUUCCUGCCUCUCCUGAGUC
Phragmites australis (common reed) is the source of this 3450-nucleotide messenger RNA. RefSeq names its product probable LRR receptor-like serine/threonine-protein kinase At3g47570. Lineage: Eukaryota; Viridiplantae; Streptophyta; Magnoliopsida; Poales; Poaceae. Gene Ontology annotation, biological process: protein phosphorylation. The record is from RefSeq and is a predicted model, not a curated record. The transcript has 2 exons. Gene Ontology annotation, molecular function: protein binding; protein kinase activity; ATP binding. Bases 89 to 3289 code for a protein of 1066 amino acids.